This is a messenger RNA of Varroa destructor (honeybee mite), 3995 nucleotides long. RefSeq names its product lysosome membrane protein 2-like. The record is from RefSeq and is a predicted model, not a curated record. Gene Ontology annotation, cellular component: membrane; cytoplasm. Gene Ontology annotation, molecular function: scavenger receptor activity. NCBI's taxonomy places the organism in Eukaryota, Metazoa, Arthropoda, Arachnida, Mesostigmata, Varroidae.
CUAUUUAUUGUUGUGUAGACAGGUUCUUACCUAUUGGUGACUUUUUGUAGGGUCUAAACAUUCUAAUAUAGAUUGAAAAAAAAAAAAAGAAAAACAACAAUAUAAUGCUCUGUCUUGAAGGGCCUUUAUUCCAGGCCUGGCUGUCUUUUGGAGUUACGCAGACUUAGAGCAGAAGCGAGGCACUCAACCGAGCACAAACGCAUUUCUCAGUAAAGUAAUAAAACAUUAUGUCUAGAAAGAUAUUUUAGCCGAAAAUUGAUAAGAUUUCCCCUGUGAAUAUGCUGGCAAAGAAAACCCAAGUGGUAUAUCGCACAUUACCUAACCCAAUAUCGAUUUUUCCGUAUCCGCCCGUUUUUAGGUCGACAAAAAAGUACUGAUAUUACGUAAUUGCUUUUUUAUUCUGCUUAUUUUUUCUGUGUUAGACUAGAGGCGCUUAUGUAGUAAACUUAGAGCUGGGUCAACUGUCAUCAGUCAUGUGAAUACGACCCAAAUAAUAUCUAUUCUCGAAUUUUUCGCAUCCUACUUCGACGUACACGAACGAAUUUAAUCGGAACCACAACAGCACUAUCAAAAAAGCAAAAUCGAAAACAAAAAAAAAAAAGUUUUUUACUAGAAAUGCAUGAGCUUGUUUAGCGGAAAUCGAUCUACAAACCCUCCCCCCAUCCCAGCCACGAUCGAAUCAUGUACUUAUAACUACUUGAAAACAAUCGAUGUCGUUGUAUAUCAAUACGUAGUGUCAAAAAGUUAUAAACAUUAGAUGGUUUCAUGUGGUACCCUAGGCCUUCUAUACGGAUUAGGCGCGGUCUGUUUGGAGUGCACCGGAAUUGUAACGGCGUAUUCUCAGCGGGACCGAGCUUUGCGAGCCCGCCACUGGGGGCGCUGCCGCUUGUUUUCAGUCUUUCCAUAGCUGAUCGGAAAGGAUCGCGCUGACAUAUCGGCGAGGAAAGCGUAUGUCGUCUCGAUGGCGUUGUAGCGACGUUGCAUGUGCGGCAGAAAUCCGCAGAGUGAAUGACGCAGCGCCGCUGGCCAACGGCGUGAUCAAAUGUGAAAGUGUCUGCACUCCUCUGUAAUUUCGUAGCCAGAAGGAGCUAUGCGAUAAAACGGCGAGGGGUGAACCGCCACGGCAGCAUGGGGUUGAAGAAAAGCUACGUGGUGCUAAUCUCCGCGAGUUUGUUGGUAAGUUUCCUUGGCUGCAUAGGAAUCCUGACGCUUCAUCCGCUCUUCCAGACUCUGUUGAGCCAUCGUUUACCCCUUAAGCCGGGAAGUGAAAGUUAUAACGGGUGGAAGAAAGUGCCAUUUCCAAUUUACCAACGAUUCUAUUAUUUCAACGUUACCAAUCCCGAUGAGUUCUUAAAUUUCGGUGAAAAACCCGUCUUGGAAGAAGUUGGACCGUAUACAUGGCGAUCCGAAUGGGUAAAAGAAGCUGUCGAAUGGCACGCAAACGGGACUCUUCAAUAUCGUGAAAGAAAACGUUUUUGGUUUGAUCGAGAACAAUCGGCGGGCGACCAAGAAGAUGUUAUCUUCACAAUAAACACACCACUUGUGGCGGCUAGCCAGAAAAUCCGAAACGCAUCGCCGUUAAUCAAAUUGGCCUUUUUGAUAUUUUUAAAUGCAGCCAAUGAAACGCUGUUUAUCAGGCGUUCGAUCAGACAGCUUACCUACGAAGGAUACCCGGACGUUCUCGCCCAUAUUUCUCACGUGAUCGACCCAAAUGUCCCGGUGAAGGAUGGCCGCUUUGCGUACAUGUCGGGCAAAAAUGAUACCGACGAAGGUCUUUUCAAUGUGUACACAGGAAGCGUUGAUCUCCGGUACUUCAACAGGAUUGACAAGUGGAACGGAAGAACCGAGCUGCCCUGGUGGGAAUCCGGAACCCCUUGCGCUAAGCUGCUCGGCACGAAUGGGGAGCUGGUACAUCCAAUCGUUUCAUCUGACGAACAUAUCUACUUUUUCAAUCCUGUUUUCUGCAAGCCGUGGAGAUUAACGCGAGCGCCCGACGUCGAUAGUCUAGGAAUUACCCUCACACGAUUUGUUGCAGGACCCGAGGUGCUAUUCAACUCAUCACGAGAACCGGCUAAUCGCUGCUUCGAAACACCGGGUAAAUCUCUACCGUCCGGCGGAAUGGAUCUCUCGCGCUGUCAAUUUGGCCUUCCACUCGUGCUCUCCUACCCUCACUUUUAUGCCGCAGAUUCGAAGUACCUAGAAAAGGUUGAAGGCUUAAGCCCGAACCAAGAACGGCACCAGUUUCAAAUCGAUAUAGAACCGCGUCUGGGCAUAACGUUAGGGCUGUCUGCGAGAGCUCAGAUCAACGUCAAAUUGGAGCGCGUCGACUUCCUGAAAUAUUUCCGUUCUGUUCCAGAACUAGUGUUCCCUGUUUUCUGGCAGGAUGUUGUCAUCGAGCAGACCCCGGCGUUUGCCGACCACAUUCGGGUCCUACUGGAUAGGCCUUUGUUCUAUGCGCAAUUUGCUUUCCGGUUCAUGACGAUGUGCGGGUCAUUGGUUGCUCUGGGCGCAUACAUUUAUGUGGUCAUUCUGGCUAAAAAGGAAUCCAAGACCGAUUCGGUCCUCUUUUGGACGACGAAGAAAUCAAUGAAGAUGAACACGGAGAAGGUGACGUCGCAGAAGACUCCGCUUCGGGACAAAGUCAAGGACAUUGAUAAAGUCAGCAGAGAAAGGAGUCUGAAGGAUAGCAACAACCAGACAAAAGCGAUAGCCCCCAUUUCGCCGUCAGCGCCUCCGUUGAAUAAUCAAAAAAUACUAGAGUCAGCCUUAGCUGGAGGCCCCCCGAGGUCGGCGAGUGCGUCAUCGACUGAUGUUGACCAACAAUACGCCAAGGACAAUGCGCGAACGUGGCAUGUAAACAUGUUCAGUGCGAAUCAUGAGAACAAAAGGACCUGUAAUAUCAUCAUUCCCAGAUAAACUUUCGGUAGAACGGCAAUCCGGUAACAAAGCGAUUUCUGAAAGCUGGUUUUUCACGGCACAACUGCACAAAACGGCUGAUUAGCAUAUAAUGUUAUGCUGCUUAGGUUAUAUGGUUAGAUAUAAUUCUUGAUCAGCGCGAACAAAAACCGGUUUCAGCUUUCUACAUGUUGCUUCCCUUUAACACUAAAUCAAUGCCGUAACACAGUUCGUAAGCUGGUAUACAUAAAGGAAAGAAAGGUUAUGCUAACCUUUCAGGCUCCCUACUAUUGUGUAGCCGUUGCGCCGUGCGCUUGUCAUAGCUAAGAAGAAUGUUUGUGAUCGUAGCACUCCUUUGUGAAUCUGUGAUGCUAGUGGCUUGUAGAUGGCGUAGGUACACGAGGUCUGAUUAUAGGAUUCUAGAUGUACGGGUUACAAAAACAUUAAAUAUCUAUUUGAUGAUGUAUGUACGUACAUACACAUACUCAGUCGUAGCCUAUGGCGAGAAUGAUCGACCUACUUUUUUGCCACCGGCAUCCACUAAUGAACGCAUAUAGCUAGCUAUUCAGACUCGAACACGAGAUACCUCUGCUCGGGAGCAGAUCUGACCCGAUUUAGAUUGUCAGCUUCUCUAUACGUUGUAAGUAUGCUUGCUUGCUUGCUUGCUUGCUUGUGCUGUGAAUAGCAAAUAAUACUCUACUGAGACGUACAUUUGUUUUUUGAAACUGUCUAGAAAUUCAGUUGUCUAGGUUUUUCCUUCGGAAAUCUCAUUUUAGGCUCGCUGUUGCCGUCUGCGUUUCAUUACGCAGUACUAAUUAUCGUACUAACAAACUAACAUAAUGAAUUGAUAGUAUAUAAAAAAAAACCACGAUAACUGUUAAGGCCGACCGUAUUUUGAUACCAAAUAUAAACAACGUUCGCUUUACUUUGUGCGUAAACAAUAUAGCAGUGGUUCCUGAGGUCAAAUUGUAGAUAGUAUUUAACGUUGUAGAUUCGCUCUCGAGAUGUGCCAUUGAAAAUUGUGUCGAGUUAUUGAUGCAUGUUUUUCCUCCUUUUUUUAAUUUUUGCUUUAAUUGUUUUCUUCCUGCGCCUGACGGAAG